Messenger RNA from Micromonas pusilla CCMP1545, 4569 nucleotides. RefSeq lists its product as uncharacterized. The transcript is spliced from 2 exons. Lineage: Eukaryota; Viridiplantae; Chlorophyta; Mamiellophyceae; Mamiellales; Mamiellaceae. The coding region runs from base 1 to 4569 and encodes 1522 amino acids. Gene Ontology annotation, molecular function: histone acetyltransferase activity; TBP-class protein binding; RNA polymerase II general transcription initiation factor binding. Gene Ontology annotation, cellular component: transcription factor TFIID complex. The record is from RefSeq and is a predicted model, not a curated record. Gene Ontology annotation, biological process: RNA polymerase II preinitiation complex assembly; transcription by RNA polymerase II.
AUGCCGCGGUAUACCCCGGCGGAGCACGUCGAGUGGGAGGAUGGCAUCGCGUGGGGGGACGACGACGACGACGACGACGACGGCGGCGGCGGUGCUGACGCGAACGCGGGCGCGGUGUUGGUGGACGGGUCGGACGAAGAUGAGGAGCCGGCGGCGGCGGCGGCGGCGGCGGGGACGAAGCGCGCGGCCCCGCGAGAGGCGGCGGGCGCGGGCGACACGGCGGCGGCGGGCGGCGGGGAGAAGAAGAAAAUGGUAUUUCGCAUGGCGUGCAAGCCCGAGGAGAAGCCCGCGGCGCCGAGCGGCGGCGGCGGCGGCGGCGGCGGCUCGACCGCGGGGAAGGCUCCCGCGACGACGACGACGACGACGACGACGACGACGACGACGAAGCCGUCGGCGACGUCGGUCGCGGCUCCCGUGCCCGACGCGUCCGCCGUCCCCGCGGGGUCGCUUCCGAACGACCACGCCCCUCGACACUCCCGCGGCGUGAAGACCGGGGUCCGGAAGUGGUGGGGCGAGGACCCGGAAGCGUUUCUCCCCGCGGAGUCUGUCCCGUUCACGCGUCACCCGCAGAGCACGCGUCUGUGGGGGGAACCGAGACGGGACCCCCACCCACGCGGCGGCGACGCGGCGACGCGGUCGAAACCCUCCGUCUCGGAAGCCGCGCCCGCGGACGGCGCGGCGGCGGCGGUCGGAGCGAAGACAACGGAGACGGAGACGCCGGCGGCAGCGGACGCGACCGCCGCGGACGCCGCCGCCGCCGCCGCCGCCGCCGCGGACGCGGACGCGGACGCUGAAGAAGAAAACACGAGCUCCGCGGACGUCUUCGGCGCGGGCGUUUUCGGUCCCGGGAUCUACUCCGACGUGCGCUUCGCGGCGUCGCGAGAAGGCGCCGCGGCGUCGAUGUUACGCCGACGCAACGAGGCGCUCGCGAGAGGGGACUGGCUCGAGGACGUCGAGUGGGAGGGCGACGGCCGCGGCGGGCGCCGGAUCGUUCCCCCGGUGUUCAUAAACCCGAACGACGAGUACUUACGGCUGCGGUCGUACUUCACCGGCGAGGAGGACGCGCGCGCGACGCGGCGGUGGGCCGCCGCCGCCGCGGACGUAAAACCCGGCCGCGCACUCGAGCCCGCGGACGACCUCGACGCGUUUCUGCACAUCUCCCUCGACGACGACGACGACGCCGACAAGGGCGGCGACGGGAUGGACGGCGCGGGGAAGAAAGAUAAAGGCCUCGUCGGGCGGCCCGGGCGGAUGGAGGGGAUAUACAACACCGCUGUCGUGGCGGGCCCGCCGCAGUUCGCGCCGCAUCAGCACAUUAAGCACUGGCCGAAGACGCCUCCGAUGAUGACGCCGCCCGCGCACGUGCAGCGGCAUCGCAUCGCGUUGAAUUUAGGGAUGAAGAAGAGCGCGAAGGAUGAAAAGUUUACCGUUCACGUGCGGUCGCUGACGACGGACUCGCCGAUCACGAAGAUCGCGGUGCGGCCGUCGGACACGAUCGACGCGCUGGUGAGGCGCGUGAGGAAGAAGUGGCCGAACGGGGACGACAUGGGGCCGCUGCAGGUCUUCUAUCCGGAGGGCGAGUCGUACAAAGCCGCGACGAACGGCCAGCUCAUGCUCGUGUCGUACGCGGAGAAGGAUCCGCCGUUGAUCGCGAAGGUUGGCAUGGGCGCGAAACGCGUGACGUACUACCGGCGAAAAACGCAAGGCGACACGACGGGCCGAGCGCUGACGCACGGGGGGACGCGCCACGUCGUGGACCUGCGACCGGAAGCGUCGUCGCCGUUCAUAAGCGAGCUGCCGCCCGGGCAGCCGCAGGAGGCGUUGGAGACGACGUUAUUCCGCGCGCCCAUAUUCCAGCGGCGGAUCAAAUCCGACGAGGGUUUGUACAUUCUCAUUCGCGGGCCGCACGGCGAGCUCUCGCUUCGCGAGGUCACGGAACAUUUCGUCGUCGGACAAGAGGAGCCGCACGUCGAGGUGUUCCAGCCGAACACGGACCGCCUGCGCGACUUCGAAGAGCGCGCGGUGAACGCGGCGUGCAUAUUCAGCCUGCUCAAGCAGCGCGCGGACCGCGUCCCGGAGUCAGAGAUGCGCGUCAAGGUGAGCGACAUCGAGAAGAUGUUCCACCGCGCGAUUCAGGGUAAGGACAUCAAGCGGCGGAUCCGUCAAAAGAUUCUGCUCCCCGUGCGCCCUCCCGGGUCGCGUCGACGCGCGGACGACCUGUACGACGACGACGCGGACGAGUUCGAGUUAAACCCGACGUAUCGCUUCGAGGACGACCUGAUGCUCCACAGGAUGUGCCCGCCCGAAGACGUUUGCGCGUUUGACUCGAUGCGCGCGGCGAGGAGUAAGCUCGAACGCGGACGCACCGCGGACGAGGUCAAUCGCAUCCGCAAGCUCAUGGGAACGUCCGCGACGCAGAUGCUCAACGCGUUUCAGAUGAUUUACAGAUCCACGCCGAUCGCGCAGAGGAACCGGUUCCGCGACUUGGAGCUCAUGCUGCAGCUGCAGCCGUGGGCGCAGACGACGGAGUUUCUCGCCGCGGUGGGCGGCAGAGCGGUGCUUCAUCUGGACGCGUCGCGGAAGAUGCGGGAGAAAACCGGGAAAUUUUAUCACUACGUCCGACGGCAGCCGCCGAAGGACCCGGACAUGCCGACGACCGCGAAGGUCAAGCCCGGGACGGUCACGGGCACGGACGCGGACUUGAGGAAGCUCACGAUGCCGCAGACGGAACGCAUCUUGACCGGGUUCGGCGUCCCUCUCGCGGAUAUCAAAAAAUUACACCGCUGGAAACGCAUCGGGUUGAUUCGCGAGCUCUCCGGCGCGGCGACCGCGGAUAAGAACGCCGCGCACGAAGGCCUGAGCCGCUUCGCGCGGUCGCUCCGCGUCGGCAUCGCGCAGCAGAUGCAGGAGCAGAACGACGCCGCGAAUAAGAUUUACAAGGCGAUGCGUAAGCAGUUUUACGAUAAAAAAGCCGCGCGCGGCGGCGGCGGCGGCGGCGGCGGCGGCGGCGGCGGCGGAAGCAGCGACGAGUCCGACGGCGACGACAUCGACGGCGACGACGACGACGAUGACGACGACGAGAGCAGCAGCGACGAGUCCGAGUCCGACGACUCCCUCGCGGACGAGCUCGAGGGCGCGAUGGACAAGGACAAACGCGACGGUCCGGACGAGGACGAGGAACGUCGAGAGCUCGAGGAGAUGCGGCGGAUGAUGAAAGAGAAAGAGGACGCGGCCGCGGAGGGGGUUGCCGAUGGGGGUGCCGCCGCCGCCGCGGCGGCGAAGGACGCCGCGCCGGACCCAACGAAACCGCCGCCGGGGAAGCGUUUACAGCUCAAACGCAUCAUCACGCGGACGUACCCGGACGGGCGAGUGGAAAAGAUUGAAGACGACGUCAGCGCCGCCGUCGGGGACGCGUGGAUGAAAGCCAGGCGAUUAAAAGACGACGGCAAAACGGUAGAUCUCGAAGCGGCGGAGAAGGCGGUCAUGACGAUUCUGUAUCCGAACGGCGUCGAGGCGGAGAGCAUCGGUAUUCAAGGCGACGGCGGCGCCGCGGGCGGCGCGAGCGGCGCCGCGAGAAGGCAGUCCGGGGAGGGGUUACCCGCGAAGACCAUCAAGGCGCCGAACUUCCACGGAACUUUGGACGAGAAAGAGGAGCUCAUCCGGUUGCGCAAGCGCACGAUGGAGAAGGUGCGGCGGCGUAGAAAGAAGCUCGAAGAACUCAAGAAGACGAGCGGGGUGUCGCAGCAGGAUCUCGCCGCGUUGGCCGCGGGGAAGGAAGCGUCCGACGCCGCCGCCGCGGAGGCGCCGCGGAAGUCGCUGAAAAUCGCGCUGUCGCUCAAAAAGCCGACGCUGCCGCCGCCGAGGGCGUCCGGCGGCGGCGGUAAGGCGAAGGCCGCGGCGCUGAAAUCCAGGCUUGGGACGACGUCACGGUUCCGGAACGACUCCCGGGAUGGCGUCAUAUCCGACGUCAUCAACAAAGUCAAGUCGGAGCCGAAGUACCAGGCGUUUUGCGCCCCGGUGACGCGGAAAAUUCUCCCGGAUUACGACAAGUUCGUGUCGCGCAAGAUGGACCUCGGCACGAUAUCCAGAAACCUGUCCAGAGGCGGCGGCUACGUCUCCGUGGACGCGGUCAUCGACGACGUCAAACAGAUCGCGACGAACGCGCGUUUGUACCACGAAGCGGACGAGGACGUGUUCCUUCGCGUCCCAGAGGUGCCGCCGCUCGCCGACGCGCUCGUGGAGGAUUUUUUGAAAGGCGUCGAAAACGUCGUUGGGGCGUUGCGCGCCGCGGACGCGACGUUCGACAUCGCGGCGUUGGCGAAGGCGUUGGGGAGGGACGUCGACGGGGACGCGAGGGCGGCGUUCGACGCCGCGGCAGCGGCGAACCCGAAGCCGACGCCGGGCGGCGAGGGAGGGGGAGGAGAGGGCGCGGCUGCGGCGGCGGCGGCUGCGGCGGCGGCGGACGGUCAGCCCGCGGCGCCGCCGGUGAAGGCGGAGCCGGACGCCGCCGCGGCGGCGACGGAGCCGAAGGGGGAGCUGAUGUCGGAGAUACAGCCGGCGGCGGACUGA